Molecule: messenger RNA, 1338 nt
Organism: Eremothecium sinecaudum
Lineage: Eukaryota; Fungi; Ascomycota; Saccharomycetes; Saccharomycetales; Saccharomycetaceae
Gene: YTM1
Product: Ytm1p
Exons: 1
Coding region: 1-1338 (445 amino acids)
Biological process (GO): ribosome biogenesis
Cellular component (GO): preribosome, large subunit precursor
Molecular function (GO): protein binding
Source: RefSeq, a predicted model, not a curated record
AUGGCUGAAGAUAAGUCUCAAGUGAAGCUUAAGUUUUUCACAAGAGAGCAGGAUGCCUCUCUACAAGUUGCAGAAGCGCCUCUUUAUGUUCCAGUGUCAUUGAAAAGAUAUGGGUUGUCUGAGAUUGUAAACCACCUAUUGGGGACUGAAAAGUCUGUUCCGUUCGAGUUCUUGAUCGAUGGAGAACUUUUAAGGGUAUCUCUAGAUGAAUACCUUACGAAACGUGGGCUAUCUACGGAGACAGUUUUGAAUGUGGAGUAUACGAGAGCUGUUUUGCCACCUUCUUACCUGAAUAGUUAUAAUAACGACGAUUGGGUGAGCUCGCUUGACGUCGGUGCUAACAAGAUAAUCAGUGGAUCUUACGAUGGUGUGGUCCGUCUAUGGAAUAUGUCGGGAAAGGUUGAAAAACAGUUUUCUGGACAUUCCGGUCCAAUUCGUGCAGUAAAGUACAUUAGUAGCACACGGUUCGUAUCUGCUGGUAAUGACCGUACCUUACGUCUCUCGAAAACAAAGAAUACAGAUUUACAAGAUGCUGAAGACCUUGAAGAAGUCGAGGAGGCACAAACAUUGGCCAUUUUGGAAGGCCACAAAGCUCCAGUGACCUCCUUGGAUGUCCGCCAGGACAGAAUUUUAUCAAGUUCCUACGACAAUUGCGUCGGAUUAUGGUCCACAAAUUAUAAAGAUAUGACUGCAGUAGACCCCAUGGUAGCUUUAGGUGACAAUUUUUCAACAGCUGCAGCAAAAAGAAGAAAGUUAGCCGUCAAGGAUAGUUCUAUUAGGAGACGUGCCCCUCUAUCUUUUUUGGAAUCACAUAAAGCACCAGUCGAGCAAGUAAUUUUCGACUCUAAUGACACUACAGUCGCUUACUCUGUCUCUCAGGACCAUACUAUCAAGACUUGGGACUUGGUUACCUCACGUUGUGUUGAUACCAAAACAACAGCGUUCUCACUAUUGUCAUUGGUUGAAAUUCCUACCCUAAACCUAUUGGCAUGUGGUUCUAGUGCAAGACACAUCACUUUACAUGAUCCAAGAGUAGAUUCUUCCUCUAAAAUAACGCAGCAGCAACUUGUAGGCCACAAGAACUUCGUUGUCGCUAUGGAUACAUGUCCGGAGAACGAGUACAUGCUGUGUUCAGCCUCGCACGAUGGAACUGUCAAAGUUUGGGAUAUCAGGAGCAACGCGCCCAUGUAUACCAUAACCAGGGAAGAUAAGACAGUAACGAAAGGUUUAAAUGACAAGGUAUUCGCUGUAAGAUGGGCAAAAGGCGUUGGCAUCAUCAGCGGUGGUCAAGAUAAAAAGAUUCAGUUCAAUAAAGGCGAGGAUAUUUUCAGGAAAUAG